GUGUAAACGAGUAAAAAAAAUAUAUCAAUUGGAGAGGCAACUAUGUCUAAUGCAAUAUGUAUACUUAUGUACUGUCUGAUCAUGUGAACCUAUUUGUGUACUUGUUAGUCUAAGAUAUCUAUCAAACUAGUGGUGAGGCCCGUUUGUUCCCUGAAACAAAUAUUUUUAUAUGAGUGGACAUUUUUUCAAAGCAGCUGCAAUGACAGCCAGUUGAUGUCCUGUGUCGCGCCGCGUCAAAAUCCACUUCGGGAUUUCCGCAAGCUCCAAAAAUCUAUGAAACGUGUUUGCAUGUUCCUCUCGGCGAGUGGGGUUGGAGAGGUGGGAUCGCGAGGACGGGAGAAGGCUGGCUGGCUGGGGGGAACCCACGCGUCCGAGCCCCACGGAAAGUCCGCCUAUGCCGAACAACUGACGGUGAAUGUUGUUUUCUUUCUCUCGUCGUUUGUUCCGAGCACACGGACACGCCGCUGUAGGCUACUUGUGGAAGGAGGAGGAGGGGGGGGGGAUAAGCUUGUCUUUCCUUCCCGCUUUGGGGUGUUUUUUUUUGGUCACCAUUGCGCACGACAAGGCGGAGAAACGGAACGCUCGGACUGUGGGAGCCCCCUCACCCCUCCUCUGCUCGGAUCUGCUCUGGUUCCAGGUGGCCCAUGGAAGAACGUGGAUGAGGGCUUAGUUGUAGCCUGUCUGUUGGCUGAUUAGUCCAUCAAAGAGUGGCACCACUUUCGCCAGGGCACAGAACGGACCAACAAAAGUUUCUCCUCGCUCACCCUUUACACCCACGCCCCCAACCCAGGCGGCACAUACGCUCUGGACCAUGUCUAGCAGGCUGUCCCAGGGUGGCCGGACUGAGGACCUGGAGCGGAGUAGCUGCAAACAGGACUCUCCUGUUAUAGAACGUAGGAACCGCAGUGGCAUCAUCAGCGCACCCUUAAACAGGAGCCUUAAGAACUCUCGCACACUCUCGCAGUACACAGCGGUCUCGUCUGCUACCACCAAUGGACACAAAGACAAUCGUGAGACAAAGAGCCACACGGCCAAGCCUCAACCACCUCCACUGCCCCAGCCCACUGUCUCUGCACUGGCAGCGGCCAAGUUGGACCGGACCUUAGAACAGGUUCUGGAGGGACAGAAUGGCUUGCUGCACUUUGCCCAAGCAGCCGCAUUAUUAAAGCGGGCCGGUAUGGAGCACAUGCUUCUGCCUGGGGGCAUGGGAGUGGGAGUUGGCGGAGCAGAUGCAGGCUCGGGGGCUAGCGACUUGGAGGGUACGUCUGUCACGGACGCCGUAGGUGGUCCUGUUGACUUCCCAUAUGGAGUAGGGGGUGGCUUCCCGUUCAACCCAGGCCUUUUCAUCAUGACGCCGGCUGGAGUGUUUUUAGCGGACAGCGCGCUGCACAUGGCCGGCCUGACCGAGUACCCGGCACAGAACGAGCUGGCCUCUGCCAUCAACUCCGGUAAAAAGAAGCGAAAACGUUGUGGCAUGUGCCCACCUUGUCGGCGACGGAUUAACUGUGAGCAGUGUAGCAGCUGCCGGAAUCGCAAGACGGGGCAUCAGAUCUGCAAGUUUCGAAAAUGUGAGGAACUGAAGAAGAAGCCCUCUGCUGCUUUGGAGAAGGUGAUGCUUCCUACAGGAGCGGCGUUCCGGUGGUUCCAGUAGAACUUAUCCUACAAGUGCAAUGCCAACUCUUGGGUUGUCUCUGGAAAACAGACACUGGCUAAUAAGAAAAACUACAACAAACAUAUUAUAGAAAAGAACAAAAACAAAGCAGAAAAAAACAUCUGUGGGGUAAUGGAUGCGCCUACUUAUUCCUUGAACCAAAAAUGAAGCGUGAAGAAAAGCAUCUAUGGAAACUUUAAUUCCCUUUUCUAUGUUUCCAUUUUGGUACCUUUUGUCCUUUUUCCAGCAGCUUUUUUUCCAUGUCACCUGAACACGGAACUGUUUAUUGCCAGAAGCAGAAAUGAUGGGCCCCAGUGUGGACAAUCAACUAAUUUCUGUUUGGUGUUAAUGUUGUUCAUGUGUGGAAAGAUACAGUACUUGUGUAGAGAAUGUACUUUUACAGCUAUAUAUUUUAAAACUAGCGGCAAAUGGCAAACAUUCUUGUAAUUCACCUUUAUGUUGUUGAAACAAUGGUCUAGUUUGACCACUGACAAACAACAAAAUGGUUUUUCAACCGAUUUUCACAUUCGGAUGCUGUAAAAUUCCACAUCCAAACAGGAAACAGAAGCUGAGACUACGCUGUAAUGUCGUCCGUCAUCAUCAGCCCUCGUCUGCAUUUCCAAACUACUUACUUUGGCCCCUACUGAGCAUGCCCCAUAGCAUGCUAUCUGGCCAAUAGCACUAAGAGACAGCACUUGCUCUGAGUCUACCCUACUGAACGCACUGAUGAGAAUUUUUUUUUUUUUUUUUUUUUUUUUUGUAUUUGUUUGUUAAUUUGUUCUAUUUUCAUGAUUUUUUUGUUAUGUUCUUGGGUAGCUGCAGCUCUUAAGAAUAACCAAUCUUUGUAUUUGUUUAGAAAAUUGGACUGGUUUUUGUGAAUAAAGAGGAAUGCAUGUA
Phycodurus eques (leafy seadragon) is the source of this 2548-nucleotide messenger RNA. RefSeq names its product CXXC finger protein 5a (gene cxxc5a). Gene Ontology annotation, molecular function: zinc ion binding; methyl-CpG binding. The transcript is spliced from 3 exons. Gene Ontology annotation, cellular component: nucleus. Lineage: Eukaryota; Metazoa; Chordata; Actinopteri; Syngnathiformes; Syngnathidae. The record is from RefSeq and is a predicted model, not a curated record. The coding region runs from base 812 to 1651 and encodes 279 amino acids.